Molecule: messenger RNA, 354 nt
Organism: Racocetra persica
Lineage: Eukaryota; Fungi; Glomeromycota; Glomeromycetes; Diversisporales; Gigasporaceae
Source: the annotation of a GenBank genome assembly
GUCAACCAGUAAAUAUGAGAAGAUUAUCAUUAGAAAAGCAAUUUGAGAUUGCACGAGUUGUUGGGUUAGAAGAUCCGUUCGAUAAUGUAUAUGAAAUUCUAGUGGAGGAUAUACCUAGUAAGAAGUGUGUGGUGAAGGAGAAAACUAAAAGAAAGGAAAAAGAAUAUAUACCCGAUAUCCGAAGUGUGAAUAGAAAUAUUGUUAAUAAUGGGUAUGCAGAUUUAGAUGAAAGUGUAUUGCGAAUUAACAAUGCAAAAGUUAAAGUGAUAGAAAGUCUUGAUGAAGAUGGUAGUAAUCCAAAGAAGCUAGACAUGUCAUGUGUUGUUGGUGAAAACGAAAUUCAAAGGUUUAAUA